Cotesia glomerata is the source of this 1950-nucleotide messenger RNA. RefSeq names its product tenascin-like. The transcript is spliced from 8 exons. NCBI's taxonomy places the organism in Eukaryota, Metazoa, Arthropoda, Insecta, Hymenoptera, Braconidae. The coding region runs from base 94 to 1950 and encodes 618 amino acids. The record is from RefSeq and is a predicted model, not a curated record.
UUUCAGACGGCUUUAUUUAAGCCGUGGAAAGUUCCAGCUAGUUAGUAUAAAAACUUAUUGCAGUGUAAACUAAGGUAAGAUUUUAUUUUUAAAAUGUUACAUCAGAUUGCUGUGAUCUUCCUAACAGGAGUUGCAUUGAUUUUGGGCAUCAAUGCAGCACAAACCGAUCCAACAACGAACUGCGUAGAAUUUGGCGGAACGUGUGACCAGCAUCGUAGUUGCUGCGGGGAAAACCUCAAGUGCGACCAGUCGAUUACUUUCGGCAGAUACGAGUGCAAAGAAAAAGCAAAACUGGGCGACUCGUGCCGAGAAACAUUUCACUGCAUUGACAUUCUGCACUCCGUAUGUUCGAAAAAUGAGUGCGUGUGUAGACAAAACAACGUCAGAGUUAACGACUACGCCUGCGCCCCAAUCUUGAAUGGCUAUUGUUGGAAAAACGAGACCUGCGCGACGGAGAAUUCACUGUGCAUUGAUAAUGAGUGUCAAUGCAGAGACGAAUUUGUAGCCGAGGCCAACGAGUGUUUACCAGAUGUAAUUGGAUCGAAAUGCAGUGACGAUGCAACGUGCGCAAGUGUCAAAUUUGCAGCGUGCUCGGAGAGAAAAGUUUGCGCUUGUUCAAGCAACACGAUUGCGAUAAGUAGCAGAUUGUGCUCAGUGGCUCUAGAAGAAACCUGCGAUUCUGAUCGAGAUUGUGACGUCGCUCAUUCUUGGUGUCAUAACAAUAAGUGCCAAUGCAAGGAUCAAUAUGCUGCCUACUCUAAAAUCAAAUGUAUUCUCCUUUGCAUUGAUAAUAGAUGUACAUGCAAAGAUAAUUACAAACAGGAGGAAAAUGUCUGCUUACCGAUCAAGCAGUGUAAAGGAGAAGAAGAGUGCCAAGAAAUUAAUGGUGUCUGCAUUGCCGGUCUAUGCCAAUGCAGGGACGAUAGCGUGAUGCGGAACUCGAAAUGCCUGCCGAAACAAUUGGAGCAACGAUGUAGUGAGGAUUCAGACUGCUCGGAAAUAAAAUUCGCAGUGUGUUUAGAAAAUCAAUGCACUUGUACAAACGGAUUCUUCGCUGUCAAUGCAACAGCCUGUGAAAUAGGUCUUGGUGGAAGCUGCAGUGUCAAUGAAGAUUGUGCGAUCGAACUCUCUCAUUGUUUUGGAAAAAUGUGUCAAUGCAAUGCCGGCUACAUACAGACUUCCGAGAAUCAAUGCAAUGCAACGGAUCUAGGGAAAACUUGUUUUCACGAAAGCGGUUGCAAUCUGAUAAAAAACGCGUAUUGCUUUGAGAGUCAAUGCCGUUGCAAGGACAACUAUAUUGAAUUAAAUGCAUUCAUAUGCGCUCCGUUGCUCAACACCACCUGCUCUGAUGACCUGAAGUGCGUUCCCCAGAACUCGGUCUGCAUUGAUCAUAAGUGUCAAUGCAAGAGCAGUUACUUCCCGAUAUCCAACAAUGAGUGUGUCUCAAGGUCCCUGGAACGGCAAUGCAGAACUGAAAGAGACUGCAAUGACAUCCCCUACGCCAAGUGUUCUGAAACUGAAAAAUGUAUCUGCCAUGAGGAUUAUGUGAGGACUGGCCUAACAACUUGUUCGCCAACUUUGGGAGCUAGCUGCAAAAACAACAGGGAGUGUGUCACUGUCAAUGCAGAGUGUUCCAGGAACCGAUGUCGCUGUUCCGCUGGAUACACGGAGCGCUUCUAUCACUGCCAUCCUGUGUUCUUAGGUCAGAAGUGUGACUUUGACGAAAAUUGUAAUAAAAUUACAAACGCCGAGUGUUUUCAAGAAAAAUGUCAAUGCAAACCAGGGUACACAAAGUUCGACCACCAUGUGUGCUUGCCGCUGACUGACGAGAACUGCACGGAACACAAAGAGUGUGCUGUCUACAAUUCAAACUGUGUUAACAAUAAGUGUAAAUGCUUGGAGACCUUCGUUCCGCAGACCCAGUCUAAAUGUGUAGCGAGUAAGUAUUAA